AUGGAGAAACGGUCUGGGGAAAGGAGCGGAGGGUCCAAAGGGACAAAUGUAGGUCAGAGCCUCGUCCCCAGCUCGGUGGCUGCGCACAGCCUAGGUCGCUCCGACAACCUGGCUGGCUCAGCCCGCACCAGUCGGGGCACUGGGGCAGAGGCCACCGAGAGUAGCCCGCCGGCCAGGGAGGGCCCGCUGCGGUUCCGAGGCCGUUGCUCCCUCUGCUGCGCAGGCCUGGCCUCUGCGGCCUCCCUGGAGGGUCCAGGGCCGCGGGGCCUCCCGCCGCCGUCGCUGCCUCUUUGGCGGGGCUUCGGCCUCGGCCGGCGGCGCAGCGAAGCGCCCGCUCUCUCCGCCCGGCUGAGGACUCCGGCGGCCGCCGCGUCGGGUCGGCCAGGUAGGCGGGCGGGCCGUAGGUGUGUCGGCGCAUUAAGCGGGGAGGCCGUGCGUGGGCGAGACCACGGCUGUCAGCUUGGCCGGGACUUUGUGAGGCUUGCGGAGUCACAGGCGUCAGCGAAACGCAGGGAGUUAGCCUGCGUGAGUGCCCUGCUCCCGCCGCCUCCGUUUGCCCGGCCCCAGGCUGCCUUGCCCGCCUGCGUCUCCGCACGCAGGGACUGUUGUGAAGCUGUUGGUGGUUCUACAGAAGGUCCCAGGUGUGAUCAGGAAGAAGUGGUCCAGUCUAGACAGCUGGGGACCUAGGGCAACCACCUAACACAUCUGUCAAUCAGGAGUAAGGAUUUCAACUGCUGACUGGCUGUGUAGACCAAACUUUGUUCAUCUGCCUCCAGACUUCCUAGUGGCCUGGGUUCCACUCCCAUCCCUCCUGCCUUAACUGGCUUCUUGGGCUGUAGAGAGGACAUUCACUUAGACUUCAUUAGGCGGGGGACAGGAAAUGAAAUAUUCUGACUGAGAUAAAACAGAAGUAAUAAAAUGGAACGUACAAAGACCUGGAGUUAGAAAACCCAAAGGGAAGAAAACACUCAACAUUUCUCAAGCUGAAAGAACUGCAGAAAAAGUUCAAGCCUCGAGUUGCAAUAUUGAAGGAUUC
Messenger RNA from Trichechus manatus latirostris (Florida manatee), 1036 nucleotides. RefSeq lists its product as uncharacterized. The coding region runs from base 1 to 687 and encodes 228 amino acids. Lineage: Eukaryota; Metazoa; Chordata; Mammalia; Sirenia; Trichechidae. The transcript has 5 exons. The record is from RefSeq and is a predicted model, not a curated record.